GGGAGCUUCGCCUCUAUACUGUUCUCUGAUAAGACGCUCCCCUCGGUCUUUUAACGGGGAGGGGUACAUACAUCUGCCUCCAAGUUCGGUAUCAUCCCGCCUUGUCCUACUCGUCCAUGUGGCGUCUUCGUACCGUCUCAUCACCUCCAACUUCGAGGGCUUCCCGCUAGCUAUUGUCACGAUGCCGAUAGCAUUAGAAGCCCUGCCUCUGUACGCCCUGAAGGCGUCUCUAUACUUAAUCUCAUUUUCCGUAAUAUUUGUCGUCGUCUACCUGGCCCAGAAUGAAGUCACCCGCUACCGCAGCAGGAUAAAGAACCUCCCCGGGCCGCGUGGUUGGCCCGUCGUGGGGAAUCUCUUCCAGAACCGCGACGCGAUCCCGGCCGUGACUUACCAGCAGUGGUCGCGCAAGUACGGGCCGGUGUUCCAGGUCCAGCUGGGCAACACGACGGCGGUGGUCAUCAACUCGGCGCGGGCGGCGAAGCAGCUGUUCCUGGGGCAGAGCCACGCGAUGAACUCGCGGCCGGUCUUCUACGUCUUCCACGGCAAGGUGAGCAAGGCGGUGACGAGCAUCGGCACGAGCCCGUGGGACGAGAGCUGCAAGCGGCGGCGCAAGCUGGCGGCGGGGGCGCUCAACCGCGCGCGCGUCGACACGUACGGGCCGCUGCUCAACCUCGAGGCCCGCGAGUUCCUGCGCGACCUGCUCGGCGCGUGCCGCGACGGCGCCGCCGCCGCGAUCGACUUCCGCCCCGCCGUCAAGCGCUUCUCGCUCAACCUCAGCCUGACCCUCAACUACGGCACGCGCGUGUCUAGCGUCAAGUCCCUCACCGACGACCCCCUCCUGUCCGAGAUCAUCUACGUGGAGGGCGAGAUCUCCAAGCUCCGCGACACCGGCGCCAACUACGCCAACUACAUCCCCCUCCUGCGUUACUGGGAGCCCGUCGCCGAGCGCCUCGGCUUCGGCGCCACCCCCCGCGGCCACGCCGCUGACAUCGGCCGCCGCCGCCUCGAGUAUAAUAACACCCUGCUCGAGAAGCUGCGCGACGAGGUCCGCCGCGGCGAGGACAAGCCCUGCAUCCAGGGCGCCGUCCUGCGCGACCCGGAAUCCGCCAAGUUGACCAAGGAGGAGCUUAUCAGCGUCAGCCUGAGCAUGAUGGCGGGCGCCGAUUCGAACCAGCCGACCCUCUCCUGGGCAUGCCUGCUCCUCGCGCACCGGCCCGACAUCCAGGCGAAGGCCUACGCCGCGAUCCGCGACGCGGGAGUCCUGCAGCUCCCGUCCGACGCGUACGCCUCGACGAAGGUCGAGUACGUCGAGGCGCUGACCAAGGAGAUCUCGCGCUACUACGUGGUCCUGAAGCUCGCGCUGCCGAAGGCGACGUACGCGGACGUGGCGUGGGAGGGCGCCACGAUCCCGGCGAACACAGUGGUGUUCCUGAACGCCUGGGCGUGCAACCGAGGUGAGCCUUUCCCUUCUUGCCAUCGCGCCCCCCCCCUCUAAAGCCCACACGUACUCAAAAGACCCCGGCCCGCAGAUCCGGAGCUCUUCGCGGACCCGGACACGUUCGUGCCCGAGCGCUGGCUGGCGGGCUCGGCGAACCCGCACGCGCACCAGUACGCGUUCGGCAUCGGCGGCCGCAUGUGCGUGGCGUCGCACCUCGCGCACAACGCGCUGUACACCGUCUUCCUGCACCUGAUCGCGCACUUCCGCAUCCUGCCCGCCGGCGGCGAGUCCGCCGACGCGACCGACC
Durotheca rogersii is the source of this 1745-nucleotide messenger RNA. RefSeq names its product cytochrome P450. Gene Ontology annotation, molecular function: iron ion binding; heme binding; monooxygenase activity. The record is from RefSeq and is a predicted model, not a curated record. Lineage: Eukaryota; Fungi; Ascomycota; Sordariomycetes; Xylariales; Xylariaceae. The transcript is spliced from 3 exons. The coding region runs from base 182 to 1495 and encodes 437 amino acids.